Volvox carteri f. nagariensis is the source of this 3069-nucleotide messenger RNA. RefSeq lists its product as uncharacterized. Gene Ontology annotation, cellular component: cytoplasm. Gene Ontology annotation, biological process: signal transduction; protein phosphorylation. The transcript has 15 exons. Lineage: Eukaryota; Viridiplantae; Chlorophyta; Chlorophyceae; Chlamydomonadales; Volvocaceae. Gene Ontology annotation, molecular function: ATP binding; protein serine/threonine kinase activity. The coding region runs from base 244 to 1470 and encodes 408 amino acids. The record is from RefSeq and is a predicted model, not a curated record.
CUGUUACACGCAUGUAAGCUUGGGCCGUCUCCAUUAGAAAGCAUAGAGUUGUUUGAGCGAGCCCCGACGAAAUUGAACUUCAAUAACACGCUGUCAUUACGGAAAGCUAAUGGGGACGUGCGGCUAAGGAAACUUAGGGACGGAAGGGCCUCACCAACAACGCAUUGCCCCCGAAGAGCUGCCGCGCCCCAACGUCAAGUCAGGACCACUCGGAGAUCGGCUGGAAGAGGACCCCCGGUGGCAAUGAGUGCCAGUGUAGGCAACGCGGCUCAGCAACCCUCCGUGUCUGGCAACGAUUUGCAGCAGAGCAUGAAGGAGUUGACUAUUAAGGAUGAGGAGGCUGGUUCCUCGAACAAGCCACUGCAGAACCCGGCCACAGCGGAGAUUUUUGAAGGGCGACUGAUUGAAGGCGACCUGAAAAGUGGAGGCCAUGUGCUGUCGGCGUCGGCAGGCACUGGGGCAUCACGGCAGACAUACAACUACUCAACAGACCGCGUCGUUGGGAAUGGCUCAUUUGGAGUAGUGUUCCAGGCAACAUGCUUGGAGACGGGCGAGACGGUUGCAAUCAAGAAGGUGCUGCAAGACAAGAGGUUUAAGAAUCGGGAAUUGCAGAUUAUGAAGCUUGUAGACCACCCGAACAUCGUCAAGCUGAAGCACUGCUUCUACUCGCACACUGACAAGGAUGAGACCUACCUGCACCUGGUACUCGAGUUCGUGCCGGAUACCGUCUACCGGAUCAGCAAGCAUUACGCGAAGAACAACCAGCGGAUGCCUAACCUGUUCGUUAAGCUGUACGCAUACCAAAUGUGCCGUGCGCUGAAUUCCAUCCACAAAAUGGGCAUCUGCCACCGCGACAUCAAGCCACAGAACCUCCUUGUGAACACCGAGACACACCAGCUGAAACUCUGCGACUUCGGCAGCGCGAAGGUGUUGAUUAAGGGGGAGCCUAACAUCUCGUACAUCUGCUCACGGUACUACCGUGCGCCGGAGCUCAUCUUCGGCGCCACAGACUACACCAGCGGCAUUGACGUGUGGUCCGUGGGUUGUGUUUUGGCAGAACUUUUGCUUGGUCAGCCCCUCUUCCCCGGUGAGAGCGGCGUGGACCAACUAGUGGAGAUUAUUAAGGUCCUGGGCACCCCCACACGGGAGGAGAUCAACUCUAUGAACCCCAACUAUACGGAGUUCAAGUUCCCGCAAAUUAAGGCGCACCCUUGGACGAAGGUGUUCAGCAAGCGCAUGCCACCCGACGCAGUGGACCUGGUUUCAAAAUUGCUGCAGUACGCGCCACAAAAGCGUAUGACGGCUAUCCAGGCCAUGACCCACCCGUUCUUUGACGAAUUGCGGGAUCCGAACACCCGCCUUCCUAACGGCCGGUCUCUCCCGCCGUUAUUCAACUGGCUUCCGGGCGAGCUGGACGAGGUGCCUGCGGACAUCGUCCGCAAGCUCCAGCCCGCGGUGAAGACCACGUGAACAUCGCCAGAGCGAGUGGUCACAUUGUCGGUGCAAAAGCUGUCGUACAUGUACUGGAUGUAGAUGAGCAUGGAGACAUAGAGGAGAAGCCGGGUAGUAAUAAGGGAUUGGAACAGCGUUUGGCAGUGUGCAUGACGAGGUAAAUAGUUGGCAGCGGGGCUAGGGUUUCCGUGCUGGGUUGUGCAGGACUAACAGUCCGUCUCAAAUACGUUGUUGAACAGCGAGGGAGUUUGAUUUUUCUUUGGGUUUGGGUUUUUGGCUGCGGGCGUGCGGGAGUUUGUUACAUGACUGUACCAACGAAUGAUGCGUUGCGAGUUUUCGCGGCUGCCGCAACUGGGUGUUCCGUGUUGGUCGGUCUGUGUCAAAUGGACACUUAAGUUGUGGCGAAAUGUGGUAUAGAUGUGUGCAGCCGCAGGCUGGUCUCGUGAUCUAUUUGAAACCAUCGGCCGUAUGGCGUUGACGCUAAUGUGUCUGCCGGUCUAAAUUUUGUGUGCUUGUGUUAAGGUUAUUGCGCGAGAUAACAUUUCUUUGUUACAAGGUUUGGGAAAAGUACAUAUGUCCAGGAACAUCAUUCGACAACCAGGAACAUGUGAAUAAUUGAAAAAUCAUGUGUCCUAUUAACAGAUGCAAAUGUCAAUGUCCCCUCCUGCCUUGGUAAACUUGAGAUAAUGUCAACAGCAUUCCGAUGCAGAAUAGCCCUACAUCUCCUGUCAGCGCGGCAUUUUACAUGUGUCAAUGACCAUCUCAACGGCAGAUUCUGUCUUCAUCAUGCCAAAACCUUGGCGGGCGACUUGCUAACCUUGAUGCCGUUGAUAGCAUCGCGGUACGACUUUGCCUUGAACACAGCAGAACCGGCAACAAUGGCGUUGGCACCCGCGUCAAUGACCUUGUAGGCGUUCUCCGGGGUCACACCGCCGUCGACCUCAAUCCAUGGGUUGACACCCUUCUCGAGGCACAUGGCCUUGAGCGCACGGAUCUUGGCGACCUGGCUCUCGAUGAACUUUUGCCCGCCGAAGCCCGGGUUCACCGACAUAAUGAGCACAAGGUCGACUACAUCUAGGAUCUCCUCAAUAGCAGAGAGGCUGGUGCCAGGGUUGAGAACCACACCAGCCUUGCAGCCCAGGUCCUUGACUUGAUUGAGGGUGCGGUGAAGGUGGAUAGUCGAAGACUGCUCGGCAUGCACGGAGAUGAUAUCAGCGCCUGCCUUGGCGAAGUCGGGGAUGCGGAGUUCGGGCUCCACAAUCAUCAGGUGCACAUCCAGGACCUUGUCUGUCACAGGGCGCAGGGCCUCAACGACCAGGGGACCAAUGGUGAUGUUGGGCACGAAGCGUCCGUCCAUAACGUCUACGUGCACCCAGUCGCAGCCAGCCUGGUCGAUAGCGCGCACCUCCUCGCCCAGGCGCGCAAAGUCCGCCGACAGAAUUGAGGGAGACACAAUAAUAUCAGUCUUCUUGCACUGGUCCACGCGGUGUGUAGCCUGCACGCGAACGACGCUGCGCGACGGCUUAGCCGCGCGAGCGCCCACGGCCUUCAGAGGGAUGCGCAUGUUCAGGGCCAUUGUGAUCUGUGAUAAGUUAACAGCGGCUAAGAUCAGCGCAG